Molecule: messenger RNA, 3352 nt
Organism: Mercenaria mercenaria
Lineage: Eukaryota; Metazoa; Mollusca; Bivalvia; Venerida; Veneridae
Exons: 11
Coding region: 352-2928 (858 amino acids)
Source: RefSeq, a predicted model, not a curated record
UGGCAUCAGACUCAUGUGGCAGAUCCAGAUGCAGAGACUCAAGAGCCUUCUUGCUAUGAAGUGUUUGGACAAAAAUUAGACUACGAAAGUGAACCCGAAUACAUUGAAUUGAAAUUAUCAGUCCCUGGUACUACUUUGUUUACAUUCACUGAGCCAAAUAUCUCUACCCAAGAACUUGGACUGGCACAUGAACUGGUGCUCUCAGAAGAACCAACAGAGAUUAAGGUCUGUUUGAAAUCAUUUCAGUGUUGGAUUUGUCGUCACUUUGGAGAAAGUUUGUACCCAGAAGUGAAGAUAAACAGUUUUGCUGUAAACGAUCCGUCUGAUACUUCCGAUGAUAAAGCAGUAAAGAUGAAUAGUAACAACGGUCAUAUGUUUGAAAAUCCUACAACAGAGUUCAGCUUCUGUCUUUAUGAUAAUGGACAGUCGGAGAAGAAUUGUACAUCUGGCCUUUUUUCUUCACUUCCGUUGCAGAGUAGACAGACACUUUGGACUAGAAUUUUCGGUGCACAAUUUCAAAAUAUAACAGCCAACGACACAACUACAUCUACUGAAAAUCUACUGGGAGAAAGGAUUGCCUUUUUCAUCAUAUUAUGUGUGGUCUUAAUAUUAGUAACGGCCGCUAUCUUCAUCAUAACAUUAGGUUUCCGUCUUAAACAUUGGAGAAAGAAGUGGACUAGAGACAAUAUGGUCACUAUACCAAACGCAGAUGAAGAUUUAGAAAACCUGGGUCUUUUGAGGUUGGACACAGAGAGUAAACUUUCAUGCAAUUCUGGUGAAACAUCAUCUACUGGAUAUGCCAGUGAUAUGUAUGAUGAUACACGUUCGAAUGUAGAAAGUGAAAUGUUCAGCCCAAAGAAGGAUGGAUUCUUGACGAAAUGUUUACCAGAUGAAGAUUUACUUGUCGCAGAUAUGAACAACUUAAAGAAGAAAUAUAAGUCUGAUGCUGAAAUAGAAAACCCGAGUCGUUUACAGUUGGAAACUGAGCGUAAACUUUCCUACAGCGAAAAGUCCAGUUUAGAGAAAGAUUUAAACUCGGCAAAACGUUUACCAGCUGAAGAAUCUGUAGUGCUCAAGCAGAAGAUUGCCAUAGACUGUGAAAAGGAUGUUGUUGAAACAAGUGCAGUAAAUCUCGAGUCAGUUAAAGUUACCACAGUCAAACUGAACGAAACAAAGAGUUAUAAUGUCGAAAAGAUGAAUGUAAUAGUUCUGCAAUCUCCAAACAAGAUGCCCGGCCAAGAAGACAGCCCCGAUCACACAGAUGAUCCACUUCCUGUGCAAGUCAGUACAGCAAACAAUUCGCAUUUGGACUUGAUGCGACUCCACUGGAGCAAAAUAUUUUCGUUUCUUAUGAAACAAAUAUUUCCUUCGGAAUACCGCAGGUUUUUUAGUAUUUUAUUAGAAAACGCAGGUUGCCGUAAUGCAGGCUGGGUCAUUGAGUCUGUAGCGUGUGACACAACGGGGAAAAUUGAUAAUACAGUGUUUACACUGUUGCAGCGCUGGAAAGAUGGAGCUUGGCCGAAUGCAAAACCGAAAGAUAUAGAAGAUGUAUUUGAAACUCUGGAAUGGAAUGCCCAACUAAACAACUUUAGAGAAUAUAUGAGAAAUCCGCCAUACUCGCCAGAAGGAGCCAACUGGAAUGAACAUUGUUGCCAGUGCAUUUCUUCGGAAGACACGAUUGGAGAUAAGCGUCAUUUAUGUAUGCACCAAAUUACAAUACCUCAGAUCCAGGGUGCUGAUGACGUAUAUGACAGACAAGCGCAAACUAAUGACAUCGGUAAUUUUUCUGUAGACAUUUCAGAACAUGUUUCAGUUGCUAAUAAAAAUGAAAUAGGUGUAUUUCGACACAAAAAGCUUACAUGCCACAGAAGUAUGGUACGAAGAAAUAGUGAUGAUAGUAACGGUGUACGUUGUACGAGCGAAACAGUAGAGUGUCGUUCAGUAAAUAUGAAAGAAUGUAUCAAACUGUGCCGUCACAAACGCUGCAGAAAUAUAUGCGAGGUUGUAUCUAAAAAGGGCAAGGAUGCUUCUUUUGAUACAAAAGUAUCAUUUCUAACUAAUAAAAGUUGCAUGCCGUCGCUGCUGCCAUCAUUAUCAUCAUUUCCAACAACAGAAACAUCAACAACAGGAAACGUUUCUUCACCAUCACAAUCGAGUUCCGGCUAUGGAUCGAUGUCUUCAAAUAUUGUAGAACAGGAAGUAUCAACUAAUAUCUGGAAUGGAGGGAUUUCUGAAGACACGUUUUCACAAUAUGAAGACAAGACAGGACUGUCAAGUAAUUCAAACAGUUAUUCUGAGACUAGUGAGAGUCAACAGGACACUCCAACAUUAGAUCCUUGUCAAACGGAAAUGGAAAAUCUAACUGAAAAUCAAAACGAAAACCCAUGCCGAUGUACUUUCAAUUCCUGGCAUGUGUCUUCAGCGGUGGAAUGUCCUUUAUUUACCUCCAACACGGUCGUGGGACCAAGGAAUCGGAAACAAAAUAGAAAUGAUAACAAGAAACACGCUUUAGGAAUGAAAAAGAAAAUGGUGUCAAAGAAAAGGCCAAAGUCUUACAGACGGAAGAGCACAUCCCGCAUGAAUAGAAAAAUGUCUGGAGAAGAGGAUGCGAAAUCUGCUUAUCUUUCUAGCCUUACUGAUACAUUCAUUGAAGAUCUCCUUGCUAGAAUGAUACCAAGCAGAGAAGAUGUUCUAUCGCUCAAAUUCCAGUCUUACUCAGAUGGAAACUGUUUUGUUACAACUUGGAAUGAACGAAUCUUUUCAAUAUUGUCUGAAAAACUUUGUCUCUAUGUACGACAAAGAGAAUGGAAAACUAUGCAAAGAUACGUAAACAAAGUUAGGAAUGUUGUGAUGAAAAACAGCCGGAAACAGCAUGACCGGAAUAGAGAGUUCUUGUUUUUAAAUCACAAUGGUGAACCUUUGAUUUGAUACAUGUGGCAUAUGUGUGAACUAGUCUAUCAAAUGUUUUUGUUGUUUUUCUUUUUGUUGGAUUUAACGUCGCACCGACACAAUUAUAGGUCAUUUGGCGACUUUCCAGCUUUGAUGGUGGAGGAAGACCCCAGGCGCCGCUCCGUGCAUUAUUUCAUCACGGGCGGACACCUGAAUAGAACCACCAAAUUAGACUCGUACCCACAUUGAUGAGGGGCAAGUGUUUUGAAGUCAGCGACCUUAACCACUCGGCCACGGAAGCCCUCUCUAUAUAUUAUCUUAUGAUAUAGUGUAAUAUACAUUUCCAAGGCAAUAUGACCUACGAUAUUAGUAAUAUCUAGUCUUAUGUGAAUAGGCAUUGUGUAACAUGUUCCAAAAGCGUUUGAGGUGACCAUCAUCAUUUUGAAUAAAAAGGUAAAACUAA